Messenger RNA from Lottia gigantea (owl limpet), 912 nucleotides. RefSeq lists its product as hypothetical. The coding region runs from base 16 to 894 and encodes 292 amino acids. The record is from RefSeq and is a predicted model, not a curated record. The transcript has 7 exons. NCBI's taxonomy places the organism in Eukaryota, Metazoa, Mollusca, Gastropoda, Lottiidae. Gene Ontology annotation, molecular function: NAD+ nucleosidase activity; phosphorus-oxygen lyase activity. Gene Ontology annotation, biological process: positive regulation of B cell proliferation. Gene Ontology annotation, cellular component: plasma membrane.
GUUUUAUUGUAAAAGAUGUCUUUGUUCCAAACAGCAGCGGUUCUUUGCCUUGUUUUUAUGGUAAUGGGUAACAACAAUCCUGGAACCACUUUACAUCUUAAAGAAAUAUUUAUUGGGAGAUGUUGGGAUUAUAAGGAAAUCAAACAUAAAGAAUUUCCACUGAGAACUGAUGUGAAUUGUAAUGAUCUAUGGAAUGAUUUCUAUAAAGCCUUCAGCUAUCAAGCACCAUGCGAUGUAGCCAUGGAACAUUAUAAGGAAUACAUAGAUCUCGCCUCACAGAACGUCCCAGAAAAUAAGGGAAUGUUUUGGUCAGGAACAUAUGAUAUAGCUCACGAGUACGCCGAGGCUGGCAAGAGGUUUGUGACCCUGGAAGACACUAUGAUCGGGUUCCUGGCAAACAGUUUGAUUUGGUGUGGUUCGGGAUCAACAGGAGCUAACUUCACAAGGUGUCCUUCAUGGACUGACUGUCCUCUCGAAUCAAGUGAAUCUUUUUGGGCUAGUGCCUCAAGAGAGUUUGCCUCCAGUGUGAAUGGUGACGUAUAUUUGAUGUUGGAUGGUUCCAGAAAAGACAAGCCUGCUUACAGCAAAGACAGUUUCUUUUCUAAGUAUGAGCUACCAGCUUUAGAAAAUGUGAAUAAGAUUGUUAUAAUAGUUAAACACAACCUUGACGGUCCUAUUAAGGAAACGUGUAGUAACGGUUCUAUAAUAGAUCUACAAGAAGAUAUCUUAAACAGAGGAUUUGUCUUCAAUUGUCUCGACGAUCCAGCUGCAAUCAUUCAUCUGUUAUGCGCUGAUGAUCCGGAAGCCAGAGAGUGUAAAAUGGUGAAUAGGAACGAAUCUUACAACACGUUACUUCCGGUGAUUAACUCCAAACCUAGUAGAUUUAAUUAUUAAAUUUUCAAUAGAUGGUAA